CAAAUUAAUAUUAAAUGUAUACUCUAGACACAACAAACAUGUAUAACAAUCAACAGAGCGCUGGGCAAACUUAUGAAAAUGUGCAUUAUAACGCGUUUUAUCCAAUUAUGCAACAACAACAACAACAACACUUUGCGUACAAUGCAAGUUACAGUGGGAAUAUGUAUUACAAUGUUUAUCAAAGCCAUGUAACAUGUGAUAACAGUACUUUUAAUAACGCGACGUUAAAUGAUAGAAUAAGAGGCCGCGAAAAGGAUGAGAAGGCCAUUGAACAUUUUCUUCAGGAUGCGGAAGUACAAAUUUCUGCGAACGAGACGAGCAAGAAGCGGAAAGAUUCGUGCAAAAUCGCGGAUGUCAGGAGCGCUCUGAUAUCCGUGGUUAAGUUAAAUAAACAACUCGAGACUGUUUGCACGGAACUCAAAGGCGACGUUGAAGAUUUGCCGGAAGAGCAGUGGCAGGAGAAGGUCAGCGCCUGCAACGCCGCGAAGAUCGAAAUCUGCGAGAUAUUGAAAUCUCUAAAAGAGGGAAACCAAUUGGAUGCGAUUAAACGCGAUUUAGAGAAACGUAAGAAGAAGCGCACGAGGCAACGGCUCGGAAGGGAAAAGUGGGAGAAGGAAAAGUCGAUGAGGGAAGAGAGAAUAGCGAGAUUGCACGCGGAAGCUGAUUCGUGGAUACGACAAGAACAAGCGGUGAUCGAACGGGAAAAACAAGAGGAAAAACUGCGCAAGGACGCAGACAUGGUUUUGUCCGACGUUCGUGGUAAGAGAAACGACGCGCGGAAGUAUCUGGGGAUUUUGCAGGAGUUACAGAACUUACGAAAGGUCAAGGCGAAUGUCGCUCGAGCGAGAGGCGAGAAUGUGUCCUCGGCAGCUGAAGAAGUCUUCAACAAGACUAUCGCCAAAUUAACGGAACAGUGGACAGCUUUGGAUCGCGAGGUUGCUAAGGAAGAACAGGAGCUGAAACAGAUGUUGAAGCGAGAUAAUGAAAAAAGAGUUGAAAAGCAGACGCAAACUGUGUUACGCGAAUGGGAGAAUACGUUGUUCGGGACGAACAUAUUGCCCGUUGAGCAAUCUAACAAAGAUUCCAACAGUUUGAUCACGAUUCGCACGGCCUGGGACAAGUUUAUAAGUUCUGAAACCAAUGCAACAACGAUUCCGAUUGGAUGGAUAGUGCCUGAAAAACCAUCUUCUGAUGUUUGGCAAAAGUGUUUCAACAAGGAGAUCUUUUCAGAUCGAAGCUAAUGAUGUGUCGAUAUGAUUAAUACACACACGUACAUAUAAAUAAAUAAAUAAAUAUAUAUAUAUAUAUAUAUAAAAC
This is a messenger RNA of Pseudomyrmex gracilis, 1317 nucleotides long. Its product is annotated as programmed cell death protein 7-like. Bases 15 to 1241 code for a protein of 408 amino acids. The record is from RefSeq and is a predicted model, not a curated record. The transcript has 3 exons. NCBI's taxonomy places the organism in Eukaryota, Metazoa, Arthropoda, Insecta, Hymenoptera, Formicidae.